Molecule: messenger RNA, 982 nt
Organism: Rhizophagus irregularis DAOM 181602=DAOM 197198
Lineage: Eukaryota; Fungi; Glomeromycota; Glomeromycetes; Glomerales; Glomeraceae
Source: RefSeq, a predicted model, not a curated record
CUCUCACAUUCUUUUCUAUUCUUUUUAGAAAGUUAACUAUUUCUUGUAAUUCAGCAAUGUCGUCUCAAAAUAAAUUACAUGUAUCCGAUAAACAAUUAUUCACGAUAAAUUUAUUUUCUGCUUUUGUAAACAAUAAUUACAUAAAAACGGAUAAAACCGAUUGGUAUCAACAAAUAUGGAAGGAUGGAAUUAAAGAAGCAGAAGCGUUAGGAUUACAUAGUUCCUUAAUGCCACCAAUUAUAAUAAUGGCAAUUAUUCAUGGAUUAGGAACCGAUUAUUCGAAUUGGUUUAUACCAAAUUAUGAACGAAUUAAAUCGAGUACAUCGAGUACAUCGAGUGUUUAUUCGAAACUCUAUUUUUUGAAUCCGUUCAAAAAUUUCAAAAAUUUCAAAAUUUUCAAAAAUUCAAAAAUCAAUUUAUCAAACGCUGGAAUUAAAAUUGAAAAAUUUUUUAAUAAUAUAAAAUUAAAUGAAAAUGAAGAAAAAAUUUUUAAUAAAUUUAUUAUUAUUGAAGAAUUAGAAGAUACUAUAAUAUUUUUACUUUCUAAUGAAAUAUUAAAAAAUGAAAAAAUGACAAAAUGUUUUGUUGAAAAUUUUACAAUGAUUACAACAUUUUCUAAAAAAAAAUUAUUUAAAAUAUAUUUUAUUGAAAAUAAUAAUGUAAUUAAAUUAUUUAAAUAUUAUUUUUUAAAAAUAUUUAAUUUAUUUUAUUCAUUUUAUUCUAAAAAAUAUGAUUAUGAAGAAAUAAUUUAUGAAAUAUUAACAAGAAAUUUUAAUGAAUUUAGAAUUGAAGAACUAAUGGAUAAUAAUAUAAGAAUAUUUAUGGUAGAUUUGAAAAAAUUCUAUAUAAAAAAUUAUGAGAUAAAAUUUGUGUUAAAAAUAUGGAAUGAAAUGAAUGAUAAUAAAAACCUAAUGACGUCAAAAUUAUAAAUUAACUCUGUCAAAAUUAAAAAUUAACUUAACUCCGUCAAAAUUAUAAAUUA